AUGGAACCGGGUGGAGAGCUCAACGGUGAUAGUGCUGGUGCUGGUGCUAUCGCUGACGAUGACCAAGAGUAUCUGCAGAAUGCUGAUCCGAAUGAAAUGAAGCGCGUCAAGGUAUACGAACUUGUAGGUUCUCGUUGGGUAGACCGAGGAACGGCAUUUUGCUUCGGUCAUCUCUCCGAGGACGGAUCUGAAGCACUUUUGACAGCCCGUUCAGAGAAGGAGGUGGACGACAUUAUCCUUAGCACAACUAUUCGUACUAGUGACGUGUAUCAACGACAGCAAGAAACCCUGAUUGUAUGGACGGAACCUGAUGGUGUUGAUUAUGCAUUAAGUUUCCAAGAUUCGGAGGGUUGUGCUGAAGUUUGGAGCUUUAUCGUCGACGUUCAAAGACAUAUGAAACAAGGCUCAAUCACCCUCGACCCAUCUUCACCUCUCCCUGCUUCUUCAGAACCUUCGUCUGUCGCUACUGCAACCAUCAUUCGUACUGGUCAUUUACCCGCUCCGCACCUGGGCAUGAUUGGAGAAAUAGACAGGGCUAUCAAGACACUGGCUAGAACGCAACAGGUCAAGGAGAAAAUAUGCGAGUAUAUCCAGAAUGAGGAUUAUAUCAAACAACUUAUUGAGGUGCUGCAUCUGGCCGAGGAAUCCGAGAGUCUAGAGAAUUUGCAUGCACUAUGCAGUCUUAUGCAAACGAUACUCAUGUUGAACGAUCACGGCAUCUAUGAGCAGAUCCUAGAAGAUGAAUAUUUCUUCCACGUCUGUGGCAUGCUUGAAUACGAUCCCGAAUUCCCUACGCACAAAGCCAAUUUCCGUGAAUUCCUGAUUCAAGGUACCCGAUUCCAUGAGCCUGUACUUAUUCGAGAUUUUGGCAUUCACCGCAAAAUCCACCACACAUACCGACUUCAAUUUCUCAAAGACGUAGUUUUAGCGAGGGUACUGGACGAUUCUACAUUCAAUGUUUUGAAUUCUUGUAUCAUCUUCAACCAGAUGGACAUCAUUCAACACGUUCAGCAAGACAAUGCGUUUUUGCGAGAUAUCGUCAAGUUGUAUGUUGAUGAAGAUAUGCUUGCAGGCGGCGGGAGGAAGGCACAAGAACAGCAGCAGAUUGGUCCUCAAGUGAAUGGUCACGAUCCGCCGUCAACGUCGAGCCCCACCAAUGGCGCCCAGCCUUUGGCUAACGGAUAUGUACCCUCUUCAUCGCCCACUCCGCGCCCUUCUACACCCAGUCAAGCUAAACAGCAACCUUAUUCUUUUGCCCCUCCGGAAGAGAUGUCAGAAGCUGCUCUUGAACUUAGACGAUCCGUGAUAUUCUUGAUUCAACAAUUAUGCGUAAUGGGAAAGAAUGUACAACUUCCUGCCCGAUUGGCACUUUUCAGAACACUGGUCGACCGCGGCGUGCUCUUCGCCAUCCAAUGGGCAUUAGGUCUUUCUGAGAAACAACCAGUGACAAAGGCAAUGAUAAGUGCUGGUGGGGAGGUUUUGGCUGCGUUGCUUGACCACGACUUGGGGGGCGUUCGAGCCCACGUAUUGAAGCAGGUCGUGGCAAUUGACAAGGAAAGGGCAGCAGGGAAGCGAGGUGCUGAUAAGGCGGAGACGAUUGUGGAGCUAUGCUGCCGGAACUUAUCACAAAGUAAAGAUCUCGCGGUCCAGAGUCAGAUUGGGGAUGCGUUGAAAGUUUGGUUGGACGUACCCCUUUCGACGGAUAAUUUCUCAUCGGGAGGAUCCGAGGCUACACAAAUGACUCGUAAAGAUGAACCUGGAACAGAACGGUUCAUAGAGUAUUUCUACAAGAAUUGUGCUCAGAUUUUAUUCAAACCCUUCAGCGACCUUCCGGAUUGGAGGAAUGUGACCGAGUUAAUUUAUCCCUUGACACGCGAACAGACCAAUCGAUACGUGUAUCUGUGCGAUAUGCUGUACAAUUUCAGCCUGCAGCAUCAGUUUCGAAGUCAUUUCUAUAUACUGUCUACGAACGUUGUUCUAAAGGUUGCCUCACUCCUGAAAGCCAAAGAAAAACAUCUACGGCAUGCUGCCUUCCGAGUCUUCAGGCUUCUGCUCAAACAGAAUAAUCAGAACAUGAUGUCGCAGUUGAUGAAGCAUGAUAUUUUCAAGCCGAUACUGGAUCUCACCCUCCAAGAGUCACGGCGGGAUAACCUUCUCAGCUGCUCAUGUCAAGAGUUCUUUGAGCAUAUGCGGCGAGAAAACAUGAAGGACCAAAUCAACUUUUGUAUGACUAAACAUGAAGUGGAAAUAAAAGCCCUGGCUGAGACCCGCCUUGGUGGUCAGCGUUUCCAGCUUUUCAUUCGCAGAUGGGAGAUGAACAACGAGCCCAUGCCGGUCGAGGCAAAACCCGAGAAAAUUAUCGACACUCGCAACUGGCCGAUUGGAAGCCGUGUCCUCGAAGCGGAAGAAGAAGACUAUUUCAACGGAGACGACGAAGACGAUUUUGUGCCUGCUAUCAGUCACUCAUGGUCGAGAGGAACCGGCGCGUCUUCUCCUAUACCCAGUUCUAAUGGCUUGAAACGCAAACGCCGUAUGGCCGUCGCUGGAGCUCUCUCAAACAAGGGAAUACGGACACAUCGUCCACCUUCUCGUUCUCCACACCUUGGAUCCCUUGUCGACUACGAAGACGAUGAAGAGCCGGUUUCAAUCGACACUUCAGAAGAUCCUUCAGCGUCCUCAUCUUCGUCCACCCUUGCUCCCCCGUCAAGCCCUAAACCUUCACAUCGUCAAAUUCCUUCACCCCCGAACGGCCCCCCACCUAAACGCCUGCCCUCGGUGGACGAGGAGGAUGAAGAUAAUAUGCUGGAAGCUCUCGUCGCUCGAUCGCGGCCGCAGUCACCUGCCCCAGGGUUGAUGUCCAGCGUAGAUUCUCUCGGUCCAAUGAGACCAGCCGAGAAAAGGCGGCGGGGUGAUGACGACGAGGACGACGAAGAGCUACUAGGCAGAUUGUCAAAGACUUCCAAAAAGCCUGAUCUGGGAAAACAGAAGGAUAUGUCCGGAGGAUUGUCCAUCUCGUUGAUCAAUCGCAACAAGACAGGAGACGAUCCACCCAAAAAGUUCAAACUCAAAAUUGGGAUGGCGAAAGCCAAUUCGUUGUCCUCCCCUAAAAUUUCUUCGCCAUCAUCAGCUACUCAAGCUCCCUCAGAGCCAGGUGCGAAAGAUGGGGAUACGGGAUAA
Messenger RNA from Lentinula edodes (shiitake mushroom), 3177 nucleotides. Its product is annotated as component of IIS longevity pathway SMK-1-domain-containing protein. NCBI's taxonomy places the organism in Eukaryota, Fungi, Basidiomycota, Agaricomycetes, Agaricales, Omphalotaceae. Bases 1 to 3177 code for a protein of 1058 amino acids. Gene Ontology annotation, biological process: DNA damage response; protein dephosphorylation. Gene Ontology annotation, molecular function: protein phosphatase activator activity. Gene Ontology annotation, cellular component: protein phosphatase 4 complex; nucleoplasm. The transcript is spliced from 12 exons. The record is from RefSeq and is a predicted model, not a curated record.